UAUCCACUUCGUUUACUGGCGGGGCAGGUCAACUUCAUUUUAUACAAUAGGUAUAACGUGAGUGACAUCUUUAAGAGCACAUGCUGCGAGCUAUUAGACAUUACCCAAAUAGUUAGUGAAGGCCCCCCUCGGUUACAUCGUCAAUGGGUCUAGCUGAACGAUAACUUCAAACCGCAAAUUUACCAUUAAUCCUAAGACGCUCGUUACUCUAGACUUUCGAACCAUUCUUAUUACGACUGACAUUCGGUUGUCACCUAAUAAAAAAAGGGGGGUUACACUAUAAAUUCGGUAUCAAGUCAAUUACAGGUAUCCUAAACAUUAUACCUACGAUCAAACCCGUAAUCAAUCAGGCAAUAAAACCCGUCACUUCAAAGUUCAAUAGUCAAUCAUCUCCAUAGUUUCAAAAAUUCGAACCUUGCGGUAUCAGCAGCGAUGUCUGCGGUCGAAGAAGUAGGCGUGGGAGAUGGGGCCCUAAGCAAGGAUGUCCUUUUGGUUUUCUUCCCUUUUCCAGAGAGAAAGGAAUGGAUAGAGCACAUCACCAGUCGCUUCAAAGGCCUCCAAGUACGAUGGACCAAUGCGAUAAAUCCCGAUCACUCCGUCAUAAAUGCUAAAGAUGUCGCCGCGGAGCUGUGGGAUGGUGUGACCAUACUCUCUACGUUUAUGCCGCCUCCGGUCGAGCUGAUACCAAACGUCCGCUUCGUCCAGGUUACCUCGGCCGGGGUGGAUAAGUGGCCGAACCAUCCCACGUAUCAGGACGAUAAAGUCCAGUUCUCUACUUCGAACGGCAUUCACGCGCCGCAAAUCGCAGAAUGGGUCAUCGGCGCCUGGCUCUCGCAUCAACAUAACUUCCUGCACUACGCUUCGAACAUGAAGGCGGGAAACUGGGAAUCGCCAUUUGCAGCCCGUAUUCAAGAUUCAACGGGACAACGAAUCGGAAUUUUAGGAUAUGGCGCAAUUGGGAGACAGUGUGCACGCCUGGCUAGUGUCUUGGGCAUGGAGGUCUACGCUUAUACGCGCGGUGACCGGUCCACCCCAGAGUCUCGCAAAGAUGACAGCUACUGCGUGCCGGGUACUGGCGACCCUGAUGGGAUUCUGCCGGCGAAGUGGUUCCACGGCACGAGAAAGGAAGACGUCAACGAAUUUCUUGCCCAGGGUCUCGACCUGCUAGUUAUUAGCCUACCGCUAACACCAGAGACGCGACAUAUCAUAUCCGAUGAGCAGUUCGAGAUUCUUAGUAAAAGGAAGACCUUCGUGGCGAACAUCGCGAGGGGCGGCCACAUCAACCAAGAUGCGCUCAUUAAGGCGCUCGAGACAGGUCAGAUUCGGGGGGCUGCGCUAGAUGUGACGGAUCCGGAGCCCCUACCCAGUGAACAUCCGCUGUGGCGGGCCCCAAACCUCUUCAUCACUCCGCACGUAAGCUGGAAGACCGACCACCUCUGGGAUAGAUUGCUGGAUAUCCUGGAACUUAACCUUGAAAAGUUAGCUGCUGGAAAGCCGCUUAUCAACGUAGUGAACCGCAAGCUUCACUACUGAUAGGAGGGGGGGCAAGCUGCAGAAGGAUGGUAGGCACACGCAAUUGAAGCUUUCAGUU
Messenger RNA from Daldinia decipiens, 1591 nucleotides. RefSeq lists its product as uncharacterized. Bases 433 to 1533 code for a protein of 366 amino acids. The record is from RefSeq and is a predicted model, not a curated record. Gene Ontology annotation, molecular function: NAD binding. Lineage: Eukaryota; Fungi; Ascomycota; Sordariomycetes; Xylariales; Hypoxylaceae. The transcript is spliced from 3 exons.